UAAGAAGUCCAGUUUAACUCUACAUGAGAAUAGAGAGGAGAGAGCAGGAUUUAAAUCUUCAACGACUUUAUUCAAAACGUGAAAAGAAUUAAAUGGUCUGUGGUAUAGAUCUUCGUACUCGUACAUGUGCAAGUGUUUGUAGAAAGAAUUUAAACUUAAGUCAGUGUGGUCCUUCCUUCCUGUUCAUUGGUUGGUCUGCUUGUUGGGCCAUUCUUCAUUUGCUCGGACUCGGGCUUCAGCCGUACUUCCAUAAGGACGUCGAGCUCGAUCUCAAAUGGUUUUCCUACCUUACCUAUUGGGGAUAUACCACCUUGGGAAUCUUCACUUUAUGGGAUUGUGUAACAUCUGUCUAUGUCCAUAUACGACGAAGGGAUAUCAUCAAAAGUGAGUGCACAGUGAUGCCUUGGUAUUUGAAGGCCGCUUGGGUCCAGUUUAACAUCAAUACGCCCGUGGCCCUUGUUAUCACCAUCCUUUUUUACCUUUUUAUACCAAAUGAUACCAGUCCAAACAGUAUUUUGGUUCAUGCCAUGAACACGGUUUACGUCAGUGCCAACGUCAUCAUCUGCGCGAAACCGAUGCGCGUUCUACAUUUAGUUCAUCCAUUUAUUUAUGGCUUCGUGUAUCUUAUUUUCUCCGUCAUUUACCAAAAAACUACAAACAACGUCGUGUAUGUGCAGCUGGACUGGGAAAACAUGCCUCAGACAGCUUUAUUCAUGUUGGGAGUUCUUUUUCUCAUCCUUCCGCUGCUUUAUCUUAUGUGCUUAGUUGUGACUAGGACUCGAACACUGGUCCACAAAAAGCUCUGUGGAAAGAGAGCGACCGUUUCACCAAUGGAAAUAGAAGAAAACCCCAGUGAUGAAUGUGAAUCUAUUAAAGAAAACAAGAGUGAAACUGCUUAAAAAAAUAUAAGUAUAUUUUAACCGCUGGAGAAAAGGUGUAGAAGAUUCAAAUCAUUAAAAUACAAAGGUU
Magallana angulata is the source of this 969-nucleotide messenger RNA. RefSeq names its product protein rolling stone-like. The record is from RefSeq and is a predicted model, not a curated record. NCBI's taxonomy places the organism in Eukaryota, Metazoa, Mollusca, Bivalvia, Ostreida, Ostreidae. The coding region runs from base 93 to 899 and encodes 268 amino acids. Gene Ontology annotation, cellular component: membrane. The transcript is spliced from 4 exons.